AUGAAGCUUUGUGCUCUCGCUGGUGCUCUAGCGAUCGGUAUCCUCCUGACUACUUCAGCAGCACAACGCAGCAAGUGCUGUUGUUGUAGGCAUGAUGAAGGUGCAAGUGGUGGGGAUGUUGAGAGUACAACUAACAGCGUCAGUCAUCAUGACGAAUCUGGGCUAGACUAUCGUUCUGGACAUGAGGGUGGCGGUGAUAGAGAAUCUGCUGGCAGUAAGGGUCCUCACACUCCUGAGAUGAAAACAGUAUUUAAUCUGAUCAAUUUCUAUCGUCGUAAAGUUGCCCGAGGCGAAGUCGAAAACCAACCUCCAAGCAACAAAAUUUAUGACCUUGCAUGGGACGAUGAGUUGGCCAGAAUGGCUCAGGAGUACGCAAGCACAUGCCACCUCUAUCAUAACCCCAAUGAGGAAAGGGAAACGGAGAAAUUCCAUUCGGUUGGUCAAAGUAUUGGAGUUUCUACUUCACUUGAGCAGUGUGUGACGAAUUGGUUCAAUGAACAUGUCAACUAUGACUAUUCCUCGAACAUUUGUCGAGACUUUAUUUGCGGUCAUUACGCUCAGUUGGUCUGGGCAAACACAACUGACGUAGGAUGUGGUUGGCAUAAGUGCACAUAUGACAAGGCUCUACAAUUCUACCUCGUGUGUCAUUACGCUCCAGCGGCCGAUCCCUCUAGAUACCGACCUUACUAG
Molecule: messenger RNA, 690 nt
Organism: Rodentolepis nana
Lineage: Eukaryota; Metazoa; Platyhelminthes; Cestoda; Cyclophyllidea; Hymenolepididae
Source: the annotation of a GenBank genome assembly